Molecule: messenger RNA, 6556 nt
Organism: Paramormyrops kingsleyae
Lineage: Eukaryota; Metazoa; Chordata; Actinopteri; Osteoglossiformes; Mormyridae
Gene: brd1a
Product: bromodomain containing 1a
Biological process (GO): regulation of transcription by RNA polymerase II
Molecular function (GO): protein binding
Source: RefSeq, a predicted model, not a curated record
AAAAUGGCCAGGGAAAGGGAAAACAAACACUUGUAGUUCCAGAUAACUGUAUUUCUUUUUCAGAAGGGGUUUACUGAGCGUUUUCAUUGGACUUAUAUUAACAGCAUACUGGAUUCUUGGGACCACUAGGAUCCAUUACAAUAGCCCACGGUGGUGCGUCCGUUUAUUGCGGUAACACGUGGUUCCUCGGCGUUGGGGGAGGGGGUUCUCACAGGGGCGCCAUUAUAAGUGGAGCACAACAAUGAAUUCAUACUGUUUAAAUUCAAGGCUACAUAAGGAGGGAUACAAUAAAGUGCAAGUCACUAUUGUGUAAAUUCGGAUAUUCGUCUCAAACGUGUAGUGGUUAUUCAUUUGAUAGCUUCAUCAUUUUAAAUUUAAGGGAUUCCGUGUUCCGAAACACGGCAUUUUCCCGAAAUUGAAUACACUGUCACGUCGUUUAAAAUGUGUUUAGGUUUCUUAGAGUACAUAAAUGAUUAGCCGAUAAUAAUCCACGAGGACACUACACAUUGCCCUUAUUUGCCAGUGGACGAUUUAAUGAAUGCUGGCUUUCUACCUUAUUUUUGUUUUAUUGAACAAGGAUUAGAAAGUACAGAAAAAUAAGGUUGAAACAGGCCCGCAUUGCUAUGCUGUAAUAAAAUAAGUAAAUACAAAGGACAAAAAUAAAGGUUUACGUAGUUUACAGUACCGACUAAAAGGUUUACGUAGUUUACAGUGGUAGAAUAUUGAACAGUCCCGAGUCGCCUGCUGCUACACUGUGCCUACACUUCAGCUACAUCAUUCCGUGUUAAUACAACAAAAAUAAAAUGCAACAUAAAGAUUUAGGGGUCAAGCUACUAAAAACAAACCGUUUGUGUACUGGUAACAUAUAAUGAGCAGGAUGACAGGUUCACACAGCGAAGCGGUAAGGAAAGGGUCCCGGCCUCUCCCUCGGCUACGCAAAGGCGUUGCGCGUAGCGGGCGGGACCUGCGCGGCGGUCGCAUUGUUGCUGCGUGACAUAGGAGCGUGGAGCUGCCGUGGGUCUGUCGCCGGAGGUCGAGCGCGUCGCGAGGCCGAUGCUUGGUUUCUGCGCGCGGUAGUAGGAGCAGAGGGUCACACCGGGCUCCGGAAGCCGCGCGCUCAUCCUGGAUACCGCCUCCUGAGCCUCGCGCGCCGCCGUCGGGUGAGAAGCGCGAGAGAAGCCGCCGCCAGUCAGUGGGCCUCACCGCUAUCGGCUGGACCCUCUCUGUCAACACGGCCGCGGUUAGCGGCGUAGCAGUUCGGCGUCGUCAGGUUUUACCACUGAUCGCGAUGAAGAGGAAAGGGCGGCAGCAGCGAGGGCCGACGCAGCCGCCGCGGCCCGCCUCGCCCAUCCGGCCCUCGCCCAACCGCGAGACCCUGACGUAUGCGCAGGCGCAGCGCAUGGUGGAGCUGGAGAUGGAGGGCCGCGUGCACCGCAUCAGCAUCUACGACAGGCUGGAGGUCAUCUCGGAGGAUGACCCCACAGCCCAGGAGAUCAUUGAGUGCAACAGUAAUAAGGAGAACAGUGAGAAGCCGCUGCAGGCGGUGGUGCGCUCUGCACGUCUUAAGAGCAACCAGCAGAAGAGGAACACGGCCCUGGCCAGUGUGCCGGCUCCACAGGCCCCAGGGGGCACGUUGCCCGAGCCCAAGAUCCGUACGGUGGAGUACAACCUGCCUGUAGUGCCUCGCCGACCAGCUGGCUACUACACCUAUGUAGAGAAGACCCCGGAGGAGCUGGAUGAGGAGGUAGAGUAUGACAUGGAUGAGGAAGACUAUGCCUGGCUGGAUUUGAUCAACGAGAAGAGACGCUGUGAGGGUUUCAGUCCAGUGUCGCACAACGUCUUUGAGUUCCUCAUGGACCGCCUAGAGAAGGAGUCGUUCCUGGAGAACCAGGGCCAUGGGGAACCACAGUCACUGAUAGACGAGGAUGCCGUGUGCUGUAUCUGCAUGGACGGCGAGUGCCAGAACAGCAACGUCAUCCUCUUCUGUGACAUGUGCAACAUGGCCGUGCACCAGGAGUGCUACGGCGUGCCCUACGUACCCGAGGGCCAGUGGCUGUGUCGCCUCUGCCUGCAGUCGCCCUCGCAGCCCGUCGAUUGCAUCCUGUGCCCCAACAAGGGCGGCGCCCUCAAAAAGACUGAGGACGACCGCUGGGGUCAUGUGGUCUGUGCCCUGUGGGUGCCCGAAGUGGGCUUCGCCAACACGGUCUUCAUCGAACCCAUCGACGGCGUGAAGAACAUCCCUCCCGCCCGCUGGAAGCUCACCUGCUACCUCUGCAAGGAGAAGGGUGUGGGGGCCUGUAUACAAUGCCAUCGGGCAAACUGCUACACCGCCUUCCAUGUCAGCUGUGCGCAGAAGGCCGGCCUCUACAUGAAGAUGGAGCCCAUCAAAGAGAUGACUGAUUCAGGCACGCCGACGUUCUCGGUGAAGAAGACAGCCUACUGUGGCUCCCAUACGCCCCCCGGCUGUGUCCGGAGGCCCCUCACCAUUUACGAAGAUGCCAAAGACCGGAGCCAAAGAGGGGACCGGGCCAGUGGGAGGUCGCGGUCGAAAGGUAGCCACAAGAAGAAGAACAAGAAGGAGGAGUGUGAGCCGCUGGCAGCAGUACCAGCAAUUUCUGUGCCUAGCAUCCCCCCUCAGAGGUUGAACACAAUCCUUAAUCAGGUCUCUGUCCAGAAGAAGAAGGUUGUCAUGGAGCUGGUUCUGAACUACUGGGUGCUGAAGAGGCAGUCCAGGAAUGGCCUGCCUCUGCUCAGGAGGCUCCAGUCCGGCAUGCAGUCCCAGAGGACCGUGCAGCCGAAGGAGAGCGAGGAGGAGAGCCGGGCGCUGAAGGAGCAGUUGAAGGAGUGGCACCGCCUGCGCCAUGACCUGGAGCGGGCCCGGCUGCUGCUAGAACUGAUCCGGAAGCGGGAGAAGCUCAAGCGAGAGGAGGUGAAGCUGCAGCAGUCCAUUUUGGAGGUCCAGCUCACUCCAUUCACCAUUUUGCUACGUUCCAUAUUGGACCAACUUCAGCAGAAGGACCAAGCCAAGAUCUUUGCCCAUCCUGUUAACCUAAAAGAGGUACCGGACUAUUUGGACCACAUCAAGCACCCGAUGGACUUUUCCACCAUGAGGAAGAGGGUUGAGGCUCAGGGCUAUAGGAAUCUGGAUGAGUUUGAGGACGACUUCAACCUCAUUGUGUCCAACUGCAUGAAAUACAAUUCCAAGGACACCUUCUUCUACCGGGCAGCGCUGCGUCUCCGGGACCAAGGCGGGGUCGUGCUUAGGAAGGCACUGCGGCACGCAGAAAGCAUCGGGUUCGACUAUGAUAGCGGGAUGCACCUUACAGAACCUCCCAAGCUGGAGCCGCCACUGCCUUUCUCCUGGGAAGAUGUUGACAGGCUGCUGAACCCGGCCAGUCGGCAGCACAUGUCCCUGGAGCAGCAGCUGAAGGAGCUGCUGGAGAAGCUGGACCUUACAUGUACCAUGAAGUCGAGCCCCUCGCGCAGCAAGCGGCUGAAGCUACUGAAGAAGGUCAUCGGCGACGUGCGGCACGAGAUGAGCCUUCGUGCUGAUGCCCUCCCGUGCAUCGCAGAGCCGGCGUCCGGGGGCCAGGGAGUGGAGGAGGACGGGGACAAGUCUUUACCACCUAAGCUGGAGCCGUCCGACCUGCUGCCACCCCAGAACUUGGAUGGGGACUCAGAGCCGCCCACCCUUAAGCCCGUUCACCCCAACCCCGAGGGCCGGUGCAGUCGCCGCGUGAAGUUCGACAGCCAACAGGACUGCGUGCCUGGGGGCAGGGAGGUGUCCAACGGGCCGACCCUAGACCCUCCGGCGCUCUCUCCUGACGGCGACGUGUCCGCUGCGUCCAUGCCGGCCGAGCCCUCUGGCAACGUCAACCGCCGCACCUCGGUGCUCUUCCGGAAGUCGAAGAGCAUGAGCCCCCAGAAGCUGGUGAAAGCGGGUGAGAGCCCCACCAGCGGCCCCCAGUUGGGCACCAAAACCUUCCUCUCUGUGGUCCUUCCCCGGCUGGAGACACUGCUGCACCCCAGGAAGAGGUCACGCAGCGCCAGUGGGGAGAGCGAGCCCGAGGAGGAGUCCCCGGUCAAGCGCCUGGACACUGGACUGUCCAAUGGCUUUGUCGUGGGGCAAGACGAGGAGUCCAGUCCCAGCGGGCAGGCAGAGCCGCGACGGAGGUGUGCCUCCGAGUCCAGCAUCUCUUCCAGCGGCAGCCUCCUGUGCAACACCAGUUUCAGUCUCCCGAAGUGUGGCAAAGGGAAGCCCGCACUCGUGCGGAGGAACCCCAUCGACGACAAGAGCGAGCUCAUCGCCUGCAUCGAGACGGGCAACUUCGCCAAGGCCGCCCGGCUCGCUGCUGAAGUGGGUAACAGCAGCAUCUGGAUGCCGGCUAACGCCUCCACCGUCAUGCUCGAGCCGCUAAAGCUCGUCUGGGCGAAGUGCAGUGGCUAUCCCUCCUACCCAGCCCUGAUAAUAGACCCUAAGAUGCCACGGGUGGGCUGUCACCACAAUGGCGUCUCCAUCCCCAUGCCCCCCAUGGAUGUACUCAGGAUCGGCGAGCAGAUGCAGUACAAAUCGGGCGAGAAGCUCUUCCUAGUGCUCUUCUUCGACAACAAGCGCAGCUGGCAAUGGCUUCCUAAAUCAAAGAUGGUUCCCCUGGGAAUCGACAAAACCAUCGACAAGAUAAAGAUGAUGGAGGGCCGUACUUCCAGCAUCCGCAAGGCCGUGCAGACAGCAUUCAAGCGCGCCAUGAAUCACCUGAGCCGCGUGCAGGACGAGCCGGUCAGUGAUCUCAGCGACAUCGACUGAGCCCCCCCCAACCCUGGAUGUACCCAGUGUUACCCCCAGCAGAGGCCUGACCUGUCACUCUGCCCUAUGGUCCGUGCCCGUUGCCCCCUCGUCCCGCCUUUUCUGCGCUGAGGUCAUCCCGAUUUUCCAUCUCCAUUCACGGUCUGCCUCCUCACUGUCGCUGUACAAUUGGCCCCUUUUUUGGUUAUUCACUCCAACUGGUAAAUAAGUUUGUAUUUAAUAAACUUUGUAAAUAUUUGUACAUUUUCCCGACACUAACUUAUUCUGUAGAUUUUAAACUGGUACUGUACAUUAUUUUUUAUUAAUAUUUAUACUGAUUUAUGUUAGCACAAUGGUGUGUCUCUUAAUGGUGCUAUAAACUAAAGUAAAAAUGAGAUUCAUAUAGGGCUAAGAUACUGUUCCUAAAGGGUUUCAACUCAUUUUUUCAGUUCAUUCUCAGUUAAGUUAUUGAAGUUUACUACAUGAACUUCUUGGCAUAAAAGUUUUAUUUUUUUUAAGCAGAAUGUUUUUCGAAAAAUGCCAGUAUGUUUCGCUUGUAUAUAUUUAUAUAAAUAUAUAUCUGUAUACUUCAGAUGAUUCAUGGGAAAUCGGUGGUAUCUAUGGAAACCGCAAGUGCGUCGUUCUCACGAAACCAAAAAUGCUGCCCGGCCUUGCCUCUUUCCCUCCGUCUUUCCCCUCGUGUUUUUUGUUACCGUGUUGUGUAAAAGGCAUCGCUCUGAAAUGUACCUUUCUGUUCCUUUACGUGGUGGUUCGGACUGUCGUGGAACCAUGCGGUGACAGCGUAUCAGGUGUUCCACUGUGCGUCGGCACCUGCCGCGUGUCACGCCCGUGAUGGGCAGGGAAGCGAAUGCUGAAACGGCAGCACGUGUGGAGAGAUCCUCCUUUGUUCAUUUCAUGUCAGUGGGCUGUGUGUGUUUCUGUCCCUUUAACGGUUGAGCUGUGAUUACUUGUGUUUGUUCAUUCAGUAGGGACCUGGGUAGCAGUGGGAGAUGUUUUGGAGAGUUCUCCAAUGGUAUGUAACGUACAUAGACUUGGUACUUUUUUAUUUUCUUUUUUGUUUUUGUUGAAAAACCACAUUAGAUACUGGAGUCGGCCCUGGAAUGGCCAAGAGAUUCAUUUUUUUAUGAAUAUGCUGAUAAUAAAAAAAGAUGUGGAUUUGAAUCACUAACAAUAUCUCCUUGCCAUAUCAAUUUUUAGUGAAUUUUUGGUUAAAAUGUCUCUGGUAUGUUACACUGAAAAUAUAAUUGAACCACUAUAUAUUGAUUUAACAGUGAUACAAAUGUCAAAAGUGCACAUCACAUUUUAUAAUCGACAGGUAAAUAGAGAUGUUGGUAUGUGGAACAAAUUAUCUUGGACGUUUUCGCUUCUGAACACAUGCCGUUUUCGGCCACACGGGGGCACUGUGAACCCGACCAAAAGACGUGAAGCUUCCCGCGCUGGAUUCUGCGAGUACCACUGGAUUUCCUCCUCGAGAUGGUUUCCUCAUUUCUGUUCAUUUGGCGCUCUGAGCUGCUGGGCCAUGAUGCCUUGGUUUCCUCACACACACCUUGGUGUCCACGAAAAUCCCCAAGCGGCGAAGGAAAAAGAUGCGCGCAUUUGAUACUGUGCCAAGGAUGCAGCCAAGAUCAUUCCAGGACGUGGUCACCGUCAUCAGUCACAAUCUACUGUUAAUGCCACUCUACGGUUUUCUUUCUAAAGGUGGGAUACCUUUUGGAGAGUGUAGUGAAUAAAUCCACAGGGUUACUAACUUUG